UUGAGGUUCGCAUUGUUGGUUGGUGCGUGGUCCCGUGCGGUCGUGUCUUGGACCCUUUCUUGGCCUACUACGACGGUCGAUUGAUCGAGCGCGCGCGCAUUUUUUUCUCCCGAGUGUUCUACCGCGGCGCGUUGUACUACUUGUUGAGGAUAGUGUGUGGCCUACUGGGGUGACUUUUCGGACUUUUGGAAACUUUUCCAAGUUCAACGUGCUCUAGGAUUCUUUUUUUGGCGCGCGCUCUCUCGCGUGUUUGCGUGCGUCAGUCAGUGUGUGACGACAGUGACUGUGAAGCGUUGGCGUGAGGAUUUUUCGCAAGCUUUGGGAAGGAAAACUUUUCCCCCGGUGUUGAGGGAGUUCGUGCGUGGGGAUUAAAAACCCGGCGAAAUUGGCGCACAGCUGCGGUGGAACCCAGAACCGAUGCCGGUGCUAGUGGCGUGUUCUCACGAAGAAACGACGGAAUUUCCAUGAUUCAUGCCGGCAGAAUUGCGUUCGGUCGACAAAUGCGUUUUUCGCGGUUUUUAUUUUCUGUGAAUGUUUAAUUUGAUUUUUGCACGUGUCAAUUCGCUCACCGGCGCAAAUAUCGCCGAAAGUGGUCAACCGGAAUAAAAGUACCCAAACUUGGUUGGUUUUCAUUCAGCGUGUGUGCGUUUUUUUUCUCUCUUUCUCCUCAAAAAAAAUAUAUAUUUCUGUUUGUUAAAAAUAUGAGUGCCAAUCGAAGAGCCGGAAUGUGUCCCACGUGGUGGCCAACCGUUGCGCUGGCGCUUGUGGUCGUGGCCGGGUGUGUGCCCGGUGCCCUCGGUGGGUCCUGCCGGGAGGCGGCCCUGUGCUGCAACGGGCGCGAUUCGUCCUGCGUGGUGCAAAAAGCGCCACUGAACGCGAUUAUCGAGGAUUUGAACGAUAAGCCGUGCUACUGCGAUCACGCGUGCUUGCGGCUCGGCGAUUGCUGCGACGAUUUCAAGGCACACUGUGGUGUGAUCGACUGCCUCGUGAGCGAGUGGGGCCCGUGGAGCGAGUGUGACACGACGUGCGGAACCGGCAUGAUGUCCCGGACUCGAAUUAUCGAACAGAAACCACAAAACGGUGGCAAACACUGCCCGUCGCUGGUGCAGAAGCGGGGCUGCCAGGGCCUCAAGUGCCACAACCACCACGACCGGAAGGUGCUGCGAGAAACGGCCCUCCUGCUGCCCGCCAAUCUGUCCAAGAGCCGUCACGAGAACGACACCAGCGACAUCCGCCGGAACCUGAGGCUGCGCUACAAAAACGCAUUCAAACACAACCGAGGAAACGAGUACUGCAUAGAGUAUGAAGUAAUUAAGGCCACCAAGGCUUGCCACCGGGACAAAACGUACAGCGCGCUGGCCGAGGGAGACCGUGUCGUGGUGCGGUGUGACCUGGAGGCCCUGCACGAGGACACGUCGGCCACCGGAGCGACGACGGCCACCGAAAUCUCCAACAACUCCAUCCAGGACGACGACGGCAACGCCGAGGGGGAACCGCACCACAAGCACGAGCGAAAGCCCAAAUUCCGGUGCCGCGGGGAGGGUCUGACCGGUCGGAGCACCCGGUUCACCAGUCUGGCGCUGCCGUCCUGCCGUGGCAAGUGGAUGCGCGUGACGGCCAAACAGCUGAAGAAGUGCUCGUCCGCCGAGGAGCAGUUCAUUUUCGUUUAGGGUGGAGGUGUGGUGGGAGGGGAGAAGGAGGUAAGAGAGGAUCAUCGGAUGAAAAGUGCAAAGUCCUUUCGAGCAAGGAGGAGGAGGAGGAGGAGGGUUGUGGUGUCACGUGAAAGUGACACUGGAAAUGUGUAUCAUUGACAAUAUUAAGCUUUUCGGAACCGGAGAAAAAGAGCGAAGAACGAACCAAUAUAAAGUCACACGCCAUAAUGGGGAAGCAGCUUUUCAGUGAGGGUUGGAUCGGGAUGAAUGAACAAAUAUAGAAACUAAAACACACAUACAAUUGCGCUCAGUUGCAUAAAAACGAUGAAGAAAAACAUUAUCAAAUUCAAGAUAAAAUAAAAAUAAUAAUAAAAAUUGUGAUAUUUUUUUCAUAUUUUACAAAUUCUAAAUGGCAGAAGCACAGACAAUUUUUUGUCUCAAAAUACCCUCAAAAAACACAUUUUAAAUAUGUUAGACAUUUUCUUAUCGAAAAUCCUAAUUGUCUUAUGUAAAAUCCAAAAUAUAAGUAUAUGCAUUUUUAUCAGAACGAAUAGUUUAUUCAUACAACCUGGUUCAGUAGCGCUGGAUGUUUACUCAACCCCCGCUGGUUGGUCACUUUUUCGUUUGACACUUUUUUAGUUUGUACCCCGUUGGUUGGUCAAAGUCAAACUAAAACGUGACGAACUGUCACUUUUUACACGGCGCUCACGCAAACUAUCAAAACAAACGUUUGGUAAUGUGUGUGAACUCCGUGUAAAAGGGUUGUCAAACUAAAAAGUGACCCCGUUCGUUUAACAACGGUUGGUGUCAAACCAUCGGGGUUUGAAUGUAUACGAAGAGUGUUUAAAAAUCGAAUUUUGCAAGGAAUUGCAUAUAUUUUUUUUACAAUUUCAAAAAAAAUAAUUAAAUUUUUCAGUGAAACGCUUGUUUUUUGAUUUAAUCUGGAGUCCAUUUUUGUUGGUCAAAUCAACAAUCAAAACAGUGGCGAUAAGUAUUACUUUUUUCUGAUGAUAAGUAGACAUUUUUGCAAUAAAACGAUAAGAAAUGUAAGUAUUUCCGCGAGGGAGUUGCAAAACUGUUUUUUUUUCAUUCAAAAAUUAUAACUUAUACAAGAUUUUAAUACUAAUCACUAAAAGGCCGAAGUAAUAUAUUAAAUUUUUUAUGCAACUGAGUGUACCAAACAGGCAGAUUGAAAACGAAAAAAAAAGAAAACUCAAUGUGAAAACAAGUUACACACAGAACAAAAAAAUCCAACACUCAAACACAAGCAUGGAACGAAAGUCGAGAAAACUUGUUAGCUUUAGGACAGGUGACAGUGACAUUUACUGUCACAAGUUUUUAAACCUUUUUAUCCUUUGUUGCCGAAGCAGUGAAAAUUGAAAAUCGAACCGAUCGGUGGGAAGAGAGAGAGAUUUUUUUUUGUUUUCUAAGAUUGUAGGAGAUAAGUAGUGGAAAACUACCCAGCCCAGAGUGGAAGAGACGAAACAUGAAAGCAUCAGAAAUCGAUUUGGGAGCUCGGCUCGGCUUGGCGGAGAUUAUCAAUCACAGUUCACACUAUAUAUAUUUAUUCGUCACUCGUCACAGCACUCGAUGUAACCCCGUAAAGGCGCAAAAAGGUUAGGUUUGAAUAGUGAGUUCCGUUUUCGCGUUUAGAAAGCCACACCUUACAGUAUAUUUUACCACGAUGAUUUCCAAAACUGCCCCGUAAACAGUUCGAGACACCACAAUUGUAAGAAUUUAAAGCAGUGCGUUUUAUAAUAAAAAUUAAGAUACAAAGAGCAAAUCAGUUUAGGAAAGUGCCAUAUCACUGGAAGCAAAAUCGGGCACAUUUCGAGCAGCAGUUACUUACACAUUCAGAGUCAGUAAAUUGGUGAGUCGAAUCCAAAAUAUAAAGCAAAUAGCUAGAACAGAUUAUGGACUCAUCACAAUGAAAUUAAAAAGAAGCAGAAAAGGUUUAUAAAUACACUUAAAUAUGAUUAAUUUAGAAGAAUCAGUACGUAUCAUUAGGAUUAUGUUCAGUCUCGGUUAAAUAUGUACAAUAAUGUUAAAUAUAAAUCGUAAAAGUAA
Messenger RNA from Culex pipiens pallens (northern house mosquito), 3719 nucleotides. Its product is annotated as somatomedin-B and thrombospondin type-1 domain-containing protein-like. The transcript has 5 exons. NCBI's taxonomy places the organism in Eukaryota, Metazoa, Arthropoda, Insecta, Diptera, Culicidae. The coding region runs from base 702 to 1670 and encodes 322 amino acids. The record is from RefSeq and is a predicted model, not a curated record.